UGAGGAACACAGAGAGGGAGGAAGAAGAAGAAGCAAAAGAUCGAUUCUGCAAUAUAGUUUGAUUUCGUCUAAGUCAUACUCAUGGCAAACCACGUUGAACUUUCAGCCCUCAAUCGUAUAAAAUUGCAUCUUCUAGGUGAACUGUCUCCUGUUGGCACUUUCUCCAGUGGCCGUAGCAGUUCAGCGAGCGAUGCAACCCAACAAUUCUGGUUUGGUGAGUCAAACGGAGCAAUUUCCAGCUCUAACUCUGACUCUCUCUGUCAAUCAUCGAGCUCUGAAUCUUCUCUCACUGUGUCCGAUUACCUCCCUGAGCUAUUCGAAUUUCCAUCCAACUCCUCUAAUCUAUUUGAGUUCGAGUUCAAAAAUCAAGUCUUUGACCUCUCAACGCCUAAAUUCGAGACCGAAACUUCACGAUUUGACGCCAAUUUUUCCCAAUUCGAAUCAAACUCACAGGCAACAUCAAGCUCUGGCUCACAGCCCAGCAGUUGCAUGUUUGAGUUUCAAACUAGACCCCAAAGCGUCGAGAAGAGACCUCAUUCCAAUCGGAAAACAUCUCUGCAAAUUACGCUACCCAAAAAAACCGAGUGGAUCCAAUUUGGAAAGACGGAUCAACAACAGGAGGUUUCAGAAAUGUUCGAGCAGAAUAAUUCAAACCAUGAAGAGAAAAGGCACUACAGAGGGGUCCGACAGAGACCUUGGGGCAAGUUCGCAGCCGAGAUCCGGGACCCGAACAAACGUGGAUCUAGGGUGUGGCUCGGAACAUUCGACACAGCGAUCGAAGCCGCAAAAGCCUACGACCGAGCCGCGUUUAAGCUUCGAGGCUCAAAAGCCAUUCUCAAUUUCCCCCUCGAAGUAGCGACCUCCGAUUCGACGGACGGCACGGAGGAGAAAAAACGCCGGCGGGAAGAUGAUGAGGCGGAGGCUGAAAUGGAAGUGAAACCAGUGGUGAAGAAAGAGAAAACGACGGAAUCUGACGUGGGAAGGAUGAGGGAUAUGCCGUUAACGCCGUCAACGUGGAUGGGAUUCUGGGAGAACGAUUUGAAGGAUGUAUUCCCAGUCCCGCCGCUAUCACCGUUAUCUCCACAUCCGCCUUUGGGCUGUCCGCAGCUUAUGGUUGUAUGAAAUAUUGAAAUUAAGAGCAAUUUUUUGCCCAGGAAAAAAAAAAAGAGCCAUUGUACAAUUUGAUGUUGUUAGUAAGCAAUGUUAAUUGAUCCAAUUUAUUUGAUUUUUGGUGACAAAUUACCACUAUUCAUGUUC
Molecule: messenger RNA, 1257 nt
Organism: Neltuma alba
Lineage: Eukaryota; Viridiplantae; Streptophyta; Magnoliopsida; Fabales; Fabaceae
Product: ethylene-responsive transcription factor 5-like
Exons: 2
Coding region: 82-1122 (346 amino acids)
Biological process (GO): regulation of DNA-templated transcription
Molecular function (GO): DNA binding; DNA-binding transcription factor activity
Source: RefSeq, a predicted model, not a curated record